This is a messenger RNA of Nyctereutes procyonoides (raccoon dog), 4855 nucleotides long. RefSeq names its product aurora kinase C. Gene Ontology annotation, cellular component: chromosome passenger complex; spindle microtubule; spindle midzone. The record is from RefSeq and is a predicted model, not a curated record. The transcript has 5 exons. NCBI's taxonomy places the organism in Eukaryota, Metazoa, Chordata, Mammalia, Carnivora, Canidae. Gene Ontology annotation, molecular function: ATP binding; protein kinase activity. Bases 95 to 3034 code for a protein of 979 amino acids. Gene Ontology annotation, biological process: regulation of immune system process; regulation of cytokinesis; protein phosphorylation.
UGCCGCUGGACUGCCACCAGUCGCCAAGUCUCGGGGGCACGCGGAGCAGAGGUGGAGCUAGCAGCGACCCCGGCGCUUGACCCCAGGGCCCGCGAUGGCGGCGCCGCCGACAGGCCAGGCGCAGGUAUCUGUGACCUUUGAUGAUGUGGCCGUGAUAUUUACCCAGGAGGAGUGGGGGCAGCUGGACCCGGCCCAGAGGACCCUGUACCAGGAGGUGAUGCUGGAAAACUGUGGACUCCUGGUGUCUCUGGGGUGUCCUGUUCCUAGACCUGAGCUGAUCUACCAGCUGGAGCACGGGCAGGAGCUAUGGAUGGUGAAGAAAGACCUGUGUCAAAGUACCUAUCCAGGUGACAAGGGAAAGCCCAAGACCAUAGAACUUACCACUUGUGAACCAGCCCUGAAUAAGUCCCCUGAGGGGCCCUUAUUCCAGGAACUAAAACAGGGAGACCCAGGGAACUUCCAGCUGAGCCAAACCAAGGAUCAGGGUGGCCCAUCAGAAAUGCAGGAAGGACACUUGAGACCAGGGUUAGAACCCCAGAGGGAGAAGCUCCCUGAGAAAACAAGCCCUGAACAUGAUGGUUUAGGGAUAGCUGAUGGUGUAUGUACUGUCCAUAACCAUGACUCAUGUGGAUCAGGUAAAGAUUCCAUGAUUCAUGAAGAGGAAAAUACGUUUAAGUGCAAUGAAUGUGGGAAAACUUUUAAUAAGAAGCACCUUCUUGCCGGACAUGAAAAGAUUCACUCUGGAGUAAAGCCCUAUGAAUGCACUGAGUGUGGGAAAACAUUUAUUAAGAGCACUCACCUCCUCCAGCACCACAUGAUCCACACCGGGGAGAGGCCCUACGAGUGCAUGGAGUGUGGGAAGGCCUUCAACCGCAAGUCCUACCUUACACAACACCAGCGGAUUCACAGUGGAGAGAAGCCUUAUAAGUGUAAUGAAUGUGGAAAGGCCUUCACCCACCGCUCCAAUUUUGUCUUGCAUAAGAGGAGACACAGUGGAGAGAAAUCCUUUGUGUGCAAAGAAUGUGGGCAAGUCUUUCGACAUAGGCCAGGAUUCCUUCGACAUCACAUCAUCCACAGUGCCGAGAAUCCCUAUGAAUGCUUUGAGUGUGGCAAGGUCUUCAAACAUAAGUCAUAUCUUGUGUGGCACCAGCAGACUCACACCGGAGAGAAGCCCUAUGAAUGCAGUGAGUGUGGUAAAGCCUUCUGUGAGAGUGCAGCCCUCAUUCACCACUAUGUCAUCCACACUGGGGAGAAGCCCUUUGAGUGCCUAGAGUGUGGGAAAGCCUUCAACCACAGGUCCUACCUCAAGAGGCAUCAGAGAAUUCACACUGGGGAGAAGCCUUUUGUGUGCACUGAAUGUGGAAGGGCCUUCACUCACUGCUCUACUUUCAUCCUGCAUAAAAGGGCCCACACGGGAGAAAAACCCUUUGAGUGCAAAGAGUGUGGGAAAGCCUUUAGCACUAGAAAAGACCUCAUUCGACACUUUAGCAUCCACACUGGGGAGAAGCCCUUUGAGUGCUCAGAGUGUGGAAAGGCCUUCAACCGCCGCUCAGGGCUCACAAGGCACCAGCGGAUUCACAGUGGAGAGAAGCCCUACGAGUGCAUGGAAUGUGGGAAAUCCUUCUGCUGGAGCACAAACCUCAUUCGACAUGCUAUUAUCCACACUGGGGAGAAGCCCUAUAAGUGCAGUGAGUGUGGAAAAGCCUUUAGUCGCAGCUCCUCCCUCACUCAGCAUCAGAGGAUUCAUACUGGGAGAAAGCCUGAAGAAAAUAUCUUUAAAUGCAAUGAAUGUGAGAAAGUUUUUAACAAGAAACGCCUCCUUGCUCGACAUGAGAGGAUUCAUUCUGGAGUGAAGCCCUAUGAGUGCACCGAGUGUGGGAAAACAUUUAGUAAAAGCACUUAUCUCCUUCAACACCACAUGGUCCACACAGGGGAGAAGCCCUAUAAGUGUAUGGAGUGUGGGAAGGCCUUCAACCGUAAGUCACACCUUACACAACACCAACGGAUUCACAGUGGAGAGAAGCCUUAUAAGUGCAAUGAAUGUGGAAAGGCCUUCACCCAUCGCUCCACUUUUGUCUUGCAUAACAGGAGCCACACUGGAGAAAAACCCUUUGUGUGCAAAGAAUGUGGAAAAGCUUUCCGAGAUAGGCCAGGUUUCAUUCGUCACUACAUAAUCCACAGUGGUGAGAAUCCUUAUGAAUGCUUUGAGUGUGGCAAGGUAUUUAAACACAGAUCAUACCUCAUGUGGCAUCAGCAGACUCACACUGGGGAGAAGCCCUAUGAGUGCAGUGAGUGUGGUAAAGCCUUCUGUGAGAGUGCAGCCCUCAUUCACCACUAUGUCAUCCACACUGGGGAGAAGCCCUUUGAGUGCCUAGAGUGUGGGAAAGCCUUCAACCACAGGUCCUACCUCAAGAGGCAUCAGAGAAUUCACACUGGGGAGAAGCCCUAUGUGUGCAGUGAGUGUGGAAAGGCCUUCACCCACUGCUCUACUUUCAUCCUGCAUAAAAGGGCCCACACUGGAGAAAAACCCUUUGAGUGCAAAGAGUGUGGGAAAGCCUUUAGCAAUCGUGCAGACCUCAUUCGACACUUUAGCAUCCACACUGGAGAGAAGCCCUAUGAGUGCAUGGAGUGUGGAAAGGCCUUCAACCGCCGCUCAGGGCUCACAAGGCACCAGCGGAUUCACAGUGGAGAGAAGCCCUACGAAUGCAUGGAGUGUGGAAAAACCUUCUGCUGGAGCACAAACCUCAUCCGACACUCUAUUAUCCACACUGGAGAGAAGCCCUAUGAGUGCAGUGCAUGUGGAAAAGCCUUUAGUCGCAGCUCCUCCCUCACUCAGCAUCAGAGGAUUCAUACUGGGAGAAAACCUGUCAGUGCAACGGAAGUGGGAAGACCCUUCACGAGUGGGCAGUCGUCAGUCAACCUCCAAGACCUUCUGUUGGGGAAAGAUUUCUUGAAUGUAACCACUGAGGAAACCUCUUACUCAGAAUCUGAUCAUUCAUACCAAAAAGAAACUCCUCAGUUUCCUUCCCUAUGAGAAACCCUUCUGUUGCAAGAUAUCAUUUGUCAUCUAAGGAGUCAUACUGAAAAUUUACCCAGUCUAGAGCCUUAUUCUACAUCUGAGAACUCAUCCAGAGAGGGACUCAGUGAUUAUAUGCACAUAGGAAAACCUUCAGCUACAUAUUUUUCCUUAAUUUACACUGCAGUAUUAUCUCAGGAAUUCUUUUUUUUUUUUUUUUUUUUUUAAAGAAAGGAGACUUAGAAUGAACAGCAAACACUUUUUUCCCCCCCAGAUAUCCUUGCCAAGCCUUUGGCACUUUGUCAUGGAGUCUCUAGUUUACUUGGCAGGAGGAGGGUUUUGUUUUAGCAGUAAAGGACCUAGACUUUUAUGUGUUGUGUAUAUGCAUUCAUUGUCCAGUGUCAGGAGAGUUAGACAAUUGAGGGCAGAUUUGGAAACUUUUAUGAACAUCUUCUUUGUUCUAAAACAUUGUCUCUGUUUAAGGAGCUUAAUUUUUUUUGAGAACUAUAAAGGCUGGACCCAUCAAACACCUUUAUAUUUGAGGACAUAAAAAUACACAUAGGAAUGCAAGCCCAUUUUAUUGCACCAUUUAAGACUCUUUAAGACUCUUUUAAUCUUCAUGUGGUUUUAAAGAGAUGAUACUUAGACUUUUUCUUGUCCUUUACGAUUGGUUUCCUUGAUUGUUGUAAUUAAGUGUAAAUCCUCCAGCUGUAUAAAAUGAUUUCUAUUUUUUUUAAAUUUAAACCUAAUUUAGCACUCUGUAUUACUUUGAACUUCACAUAAAGUUUUGGAGAAGCCUAUUUUUAUGAAGAAAAUCUAUGGAAUUUCUAUAGAAAUUGGGUUAAAUUAUCAGAUCAGUUGAGGAUUGGCAUCUUUACAGUGUUAACUCUUCAAUUUAUGAACACAGGAUGUCUCUAAGUAUUGCUUGAUUUACUUCAUCACUGUUUUAUAGAUUUCAAUAAUAGGUCUUGUAUGAAUUUUAUAAGAUUUGCAUCUAAAUGUUUUUUCUUUUAUUAUAAAUGGCAUUGACUUUUAAACUUUCAAUUUCCACAUAAGUUUUGGUAGUAUACAGAAAUGUAAUUAAAUUUUGGAUGUCAUUAUGGUAUCUUGCAACCUUGCUGAACUGUAGGCAUUUAUUUGUUUUGGUAGAAUGCUUGGGGUUAUAAAACUUAAAAGUAUCAUUUGCAAAUAGACAGUUCUUUUUUUUCCUCAUCAUAUAUAUACCUAGUAUUGUCUUUUCUUGUCUACUAGCUAGGAUUUCCAAUAUGUUGAUCAGUAGUAGUAAGAAAGAAUAUCCUUGUCUGGUUUCUGAUAGUGGGAAAACACUUUUUCAUCAGUAUGAUGUUAGUAUAAGUUUUUUUUUCUUUACAGAAUUUUCUUACCAAGUUUAGUAAGUUUCCCAUAUUCCUAAUUUGCUAUUUUUUUUCUGUUAUUGUGAAUGGGUGUUGAAUAUUACCAUAUACUACUUCUUUACCAAUUGAUAGUGUUUUUUCUUCUGUAGCUUGUUGAUAUAUUACAUUGAUUUGAGUUUUGAAUGUGGAACCAGCUUUGUGUUCUUGAAAUAAGCCCUACGUGGUUGUAGAGUAUAAUUACUUUUAUAUAUUGUGUUACAGUAUUUAAUAUGCUAGCAUGUUGUUGAGGAAAUCUUCCUCUAAUUUCAUGAGUGGUAAUUAUAUGCAGUUUCCUUUCUUUUGUUCUUUUUUGUUUGUCUUUUAUCUUUGUUUCGUACUGUCAUUGGUUUUGGUGUCUAGGUGAUAGUGGCCUCCAAGUAUGUAUUGGGAGUGUUCUAUAAUGUGGAAGAUAGUGUCUACAAUUGCUUUCAUUUGUUUUAUAAAUGUU